Messenger RNA from Striga asiatica, 2003 nucleotides. NCBI's taxonomy places the organism in Eukaryota, Viridiplantae, Streptophyta, Magnoliopsida, Lamiales, Orobanchaceae. The record is from the annotation of a GenBank genome assembly.
UUGCCAUCAAGUCCAAAGAACCUCAAACAACUCGGUCAAACUGAACAAAUGCUAUUGAAAUUUGAGGAUGACCCCUCAUUUUUUCUUCAUUUUCCCUCUCCUUUCCCCAGUUCUUCCUUUGCAUGUCUCAGUUGUCGUCUUCACCAUAAAUACCCAAAAUAUUGAUUCGAUGUUAUUCCCCUUUUUAUUGUUUCUUCUUUUCUAAAAGCUAGCCACUAGCUAGGUUACAACCCAUUUCAGAUGUAAUCAUUUUUUUUUUUUUUGGAAUAAUUGGUGCCGCAAGAAAGAUUGGCCAAGUCAAGAUAUCAUUUUUCAAGAACCUUUUUAAGAAAGUGGUUACGCGUUAAAUGACUUUUUAUUUUUUUCAAUUCAAGACGCCAUUAGUGCUCAAUCUCGACAAGCUUUGCACUGGUCUCUCUCUCGCUCUCUCUCGCACACACACACAAACACACACUGAUCAAGAAAUUCUGCUACAGAGCGACAUGGAGACCUGCUUCAGAUCUUUGUCGAGAAUCACAGCCUCAACCAUUUUGCUAGUUUUCCUUUGUUCUUGCCUCAGCUUUACUUCAACAGAUGCUUAUGAUGCACUUGAUCCUAAUGGAAACAUCACAAUUAAGUGGGAUAUAAUCAAUUGGAGCCCUGAUGGCUAUGUUGCUGUUGUGACCAUAUUCAACUUCCAACAAUACCGCCACAUUCAAGCCCCUGGCUGGACUCUCGGGUGGACUUGGGCCAAGAAAGAGGUCAUAUGGGGCAUGAUGGGCGGUCAAACCACCGAGCAAGGAGAUUGCUCGAGAUUCAAAGGGAAUAUUCCGCAUUGCUGUAAGAAAGAUCCUACUGUCGUGGAUUUACUGCCCGGUACCCCUUACAAUCAACAGAUUGCAAAUUGCUGCAAAGGAGGCGUGAUCAGCUCGUGGGCCCAGGACCAGGACAAUGCCGCCAGCUCGUUCCAGGUCAGCGUUGGUUCUGCCGGGACCACUAAUAAGACGGUUAGGUUGCCGAAGAACUUCACACUGAGAGCACCUGGGCCCGGCUACACGUGUGGGCCCGCUAAGAUUGUGAAACCUACUAGGUUCUUCUCGCAGGAUGGAAGAAGAGUGACUCAAGCCAUGAUGACAUGGAACGUUACGUGCAUGUAUUCUCAGUUUUUGGCCCAAAGAACCCCGACUUGCUGUGUGUCCCUCUCGUCAUUCUACAAUGACACUAUUGUCCCUUGCCCGACCUGUACUUGCGGUUGCCAAAAUACCACUGCUCCAUCUGGAAGCUGUGUAAAUCCGGAUUCUCCACACCUUGCCUCAGUUGUUUCUGAUAAUUCGAAGAACUUGGCUCCUUUAGUCCAGUGCACGUCCCAUAUGUGCCCAAUUCGAGUCCACUGGCAUGUGAAGGUAAACUACAAAGAAUAUUGGCGUGUGAAGGUCACCAUAACAAACUUCAAUUACCGGAUGAAUUACACGCAGUGGAAUUUAGUCGUUCAACACCCGAAUUUGAAUAAUCUCACACAGAUAUUCAGCUUCAACUACAAACCGCUAACUCCAUAUCAAAAUAUAAAUGAUACUGCAUUGUUGUGGGGUGUGAAAUUCUACAACGAUUUGCUCAUGCAAGCUGGCCCGUUUGGCAAUGUUCAGUCGGAGCUUCUAUUCCGUAAGGAUAAAUCGAGCUUCACGUUCGAAAAAGGUUGGGCUUUUCCUAGAAGAAUCUAUUUCAAUGGAGAUAACUGUGUGAUGCCACCUCCCGAUGCGUAUCCCUAUCUACCAAACGCCGGUUUAAGGAAUAAAAAUAUCCCCUUGCUCAUGCUAACAAUAAUCACUCUGUUUUCAUCCAUGGCUCUCCAUUUUGCCUAACAUGUUUUGCUACUGUUGUCAAUAAAUUUUUCGAGUACAAUGUGAUAGAUACAACAAUGUGUGUAUACAUGAAAAUUAUUGGUUAUUAUUUCAUUUUUCCAUCUUUCAUGUUCACAAAUCUAGCAAUUCAACUGUAUAAUUUCUGUAUGUAAAACUGUAUACAAG